AUGAAUCUAACCAUAGGAUUAUUCAUGUGGUCGUUAACCCUUGGCUUUCAUUUCGAUUUUGAAUACCAGAUAGUGAACUAUUGUAAAAUUCGUCGUUAUUUCACCCAUGUCAAUUUUCUUCUUUCAUCAUGUCUAUUAACAAUGGCAUCAAUCAAUCGGUAUGCACGUGUUCGCCAAGCACAAAUGACUAGACAUCGUCAACGUUACAUCUCACUAUGCACACAUCAAACAACAUAUACUACCAUUCUACUAAUCACACUCUUUUGUUUAAUUGUCAAUCUACAUAUUCCAAUAUAUUUCCAAAUUAAUCAACAAGAAUGUUAUGCUCGUCCUGGUCUGUACCGACUUUUGUUCGAUAUUUAUUUUCUUAUUUUCUAUGCAAUUCUUCCACCGAUGUCAAUGAUUGCCAUUAAUCUCGCAACAGUCGUACAAAUUCGUAAUAUUAAACGAUUAGUACAUCCAACAGUUUCUCGUCGUGAAUACCACUUGAUUAUUCUUGUUAUUAUGCAUAGUAUCACCAAUGCUAUUCUUACCCUACCAUUUACAAUUAACAAAUUUGUCUAUUAUUCGUUAGUAGAUUCAAACGUUUCAGAAAACAGUAGAUUUGCUUUUGCGGUCACACUUUUAAUUGCAUUUAUGAAUCCUGGUUUGUCAUUUUUUCUAUAUACAUUGACAACACAAUCAUUUCGACGUGAAUUUGUUCGAGCUGGUAAAGAUUUCUUCUAUAAGAUUCACCAGCGUUCAAAAACUAUAUAUCAGAUUGAUAUAAAAACUUCUGAAAGAAUUUAG
Adineta ricciae is the source of this 789-nucleotide messenger RNA. Lineage: Eukaryota; Metazoa; Rotifera; Eurotatoria; Adinetida; Adinetidae. The record is from the annotation of a GenBank genome assembly.